Galdieria sulphuraria is the source of this 957-nucleotide messenger RNA. RefSeq lists its product as uncharacterized. The transcript is spliced from 2 exons. Lineage: Eukaryota; Rhodophyta; Bangiophyceae; Galdieriales; Galdieriaceae. Bases 46 to 309 code for a protein of 87 amino acids. The record is from RefSeq and is a predicted model, not a curated record.
GCAGAAUUGUUGUUUGAAUUUACUGGUGGUUGCUUCAAAUGCUGAAUGGUCUUUUUCAACAGAGGAAAAAAGUGUUCCUUGCUUUGGCACAACAAUAGAAUUGUUGUUGAAAAAAGUUCUUAUUCGAACGGAUCACUGAAGAAGAUCGGAAGCGUGCAUAAGUCAGCCAAAGAAACAGAUUCGUCCAGUAAAGUUUUCAAGACCAAAAGACUUACUGUAAGAAUUAAACGGUUGUGUUCCACACCUGAACUUCAAAUUGCCAUAAGUGAACUUGACGUUGAAUUUAUUUCCUUUAUAGGAGCCUGUUGAGAAAAUAUUCUUGUAUGCUUUGAAUACUUCUUUUAAAAGCACUUGCAUAUUCUCCUAUUGUUUCAUUCGACUGAGUUGUACUGGAAACAGUGAUUACUGUUACUCUUCAGUACAACGAAGAAUGUAUUGACAAGCACUAGUCUUUAUUGAAUUCAAGUGGACUUGAUAGUUCCCUGGAUACUUCGUUCAGUGUGUUAUAUAAACGACUUCUCAUAGUUGGAAAAAGGGAGUGCUAAAUAUCCUUGAAACUUUUGAUAAUAUCAGGAAUUCAGUAAGCGCUCAAACGAGUGGUCUAGUGUCGCAAAUAGCAACGAAAUACUUAUGCAGUAUUUGCGUGAAAGGAAUGUUACCAUGAAUAGUAUGCUAUCCAGUUUGAAGGUGAGGAAAGCAUUUUUGGGACUGUUUAUGGCUAUCGAAUUUCAUACAGAGUACCUCCUAGAUGCUUGUUACUCUUCGUGAAAGAGAUUUAGAAUGACAAAGUAUAGGGUGGAAUGAAAAUGCAUUUGCUGCUUCUGUAAUACCAUCUUUAAAAACUUUUGGUUUACUUGAUAGAUUCUGUCAUAGUUUUUUGAAAUGACACUAAACUUUUGAUUUUCAACUCAAUCUUUCCUUGUUUCAUUUGCAAAGCAUGUACACCUUUCGUAUAUG